Messenger RNA from Pochonia chlamydosporia 170, 678 nucleotides. RefSeq lists its product as hypothetical. Gene Ontology annotation, cellular component: chromatin; nucleus. Bases 1 to 678 code for a protein of 225 amino acids. The record is from RefSeq and is a predicted model, not a curated record. The transcript has 2 exons. NCBI's taxonomy places the organism in Eukaryota, Fungi, Ascomycota, Sordariomycetes, Hypocreales, Clavicipitaceae. Gene Ontology annotation, biological process: regulation of DNA-templated transcription. Gene Ontology annotation, molecular function: DNA binding.
AUGGCGAGAACCAGAGAAGAGGCAACUUCCGCCUCCACAGAUUCGCCGGCCUCGAGGAGUGGUCGAACCGCCAGGACCAAUGCUGGUGUUCAGAAACCAGUAGCAGCUCCUCGACCACGAGGAAGACCAAAGUCAGAUAAUCCAAAAGUCAAAGUCCCAAGCGGAAGGCCGCGUGGAAGACCGAGACUAGAUAAACCUCCUAAGGUACCCAGUGGACGACCGCGUGGCCGACCCAAGGGCAGUUUCAAGAAGCCAGAGGAUAGGAAAACACCGGCCAAGCCAAAGUCCACGGGGACAGGUAAGCGUGGGCGUCCACGCAAACUCCUCGGGGGAGAAGCAGCCGCAAUGGCACAAGCCGCUGCAGCAGCAAAGGGUUCCAGCAAAGCUACAGGCGAGAAAAGAGGCAGGGGACGGCCACGAAAAGUACCUGUUGAUGCGAGUGCGGUUGCCGAAGCUCAUACGAUUGAGGAGGCUUUAGAUGCGGCAGCGGAUGCUGGAGUUUCUCCAGUGGCGGAGGAAGGAUCUGGUUCGUCAGAGGUGGAAAACGAGGUGGAGGAUGGCGGUGAUUCCGAGGAUGCCGAGGGCGAGGAAGACAGUAAUUCGGGGGUGGCUGAUCCAUCGGAGGGCGAGGGGUCAGGGUCGCAGUGGAUGUCCAAGAUUAAGGGAUACUUUGGGUGA